Pungitius pungitius (ninespine stickleback) is the source of this 5645-nucleotide messenger RNA. It is a transcript of the gene wdr27, whose product is annotated as WD repeat domain 27. The record is from RefSeq and is a predicted model, not a curated record. Gene Ontology annotation, molecular function: protein binding. The transcript is spliced from 24 exons. The coding region runs from base 156 to 2624 and encodes 822 amino acids. NCBI's taxonomy places the organism in Eukaryota, Metazoa, Chordata, Actinopteri, Perciformes, Gasterosteidae.
ACGUUUCUCCACCUGAACAAGUGUCGAAGAAACCGCUUCUCCCAACGUUAAUUUAGGUUGACAUAAUUUAACUUUAAUGUAACUAUUCAUACAACUAUAGUCCAUGAAGUAUCGUUACUGCAUAUGGUUAAGGUUAAGGAAAGUAAUUACUGUUUAUGUCAACAAACUUUCUUGUGGAGGCAAAGACAGGAGCGAAAAUGGUGAUGGAAAAGCUCGGUUUAACUUGUGAUAGACUUCUGUCACACCGACAACUUGCGUGUUGUCCCUCUCAUUGUUGCAUACCAACACGGCACGGCAAGGACAUGCUCAUCUACAGUAACGUGGACACAGUGCAGAAGCCCCUGUUGCUAACCGGCCACCAUGGCGAGGUCAGUGCAAUGACCUUUGGAAAUCUAACCAGUCCAGUUCUUCUCUGCUCUGCCUCUGCUGACUACGUCAUUGUCUGGGAUAUUGCAUUGUGCCAGAAGAGAACACAGGCGGGCAGAGUUGCAGCUGGAACAGUUGUCGGGACUUUACUGGGUGAAGUGGUCCAUCUUUCAUUCUGUUUCUCUGAUGAGCGAGUGGCAGCAUGCUCAGGAGCAACUGUACAUAUUCUCGGUUCAAAGAGACAUGAAAUGCUAUCCACUUUGACUCGCCACUCCGCCCCGUUGACAUCGGCAGAGUUCUGUCCCUGGAAUAGAGACAUUCUUGUCACCACAUCAGAGGACCGCACUUUUAAAGUUUGGGAUUUAAAAACGGAAACUGUUUGCUACCAGUCUUUUGUGCUUUCAGCCUCUCCACUGCUCUGUGUGCUCUUCUUAGAGGAGAACCAGCACAUUAUCACUGGUUCAACUGAUGGUCAGCUGUGGUGCUUCUCCCUCCCGGAUGACCACAAGUGUCACCUGGUGACAAAAAUGGACCUUGAAAUGAUGGAAAAAAGACAUCAAAUGCAACAAGGGACUUUGAGCGAUCAAACAGGGGUGGCAGAACAAUCAGCUCCAGAUAAAGUGAAGACCUCGAAACCUGUCCUCAGAAUGGCUUUGUGUAACUCACUCACUGACACCAGUAGAGGGCAUACAAAGGAGAACAGCUGGCUUUGUAUUGGAAGCACUGAUGGCCUGUAUGUGGUUGAUUUGGCUACUUCAGAACUUCUAACAGCGCUAUACUUCAAAGACUACCCCAAUUUGAGCGUCACAAUGGCUGGCUCCUGGUCAAUCGCUCCAGGCUGGGAUAACUCUAUGCUGUUUUUCGUGAGCUCUCUGUUUACACCACGUGUGGUUCUGUUGGAGUUGCGCCUCUGUGACCUAAGGAGGACCCCGGCUUGUGGUGAAGGCUUUUUGGUAUUCCCCAGUUCUCCUCCACUGCCUGAAUCUCCUCUGAAUGCCGAGUUACAGAAGAAGGAGCCUAAGCAUUCUAAAAAGAAAGCAGGAAUAAAGGAGCAGCCUCUGGUUUUCCACUCAAAAGUGAAGUCAUCUGGAUACACCAGUGCCCCGAGAAAUACUAUGUUUUCACCUAAAACAAAUAUCCAGAAGAAUUCUUCCCCUCAAAAGACUAAGAAAAAUAAAGGUUUGCUCCUCAAAGAUUAUCCAGCUGACAUUGCAGCACCUUCUAUUCCCUGCGUUCAUCUAAGCGUUACCAAUAAGCCAAUCCACUGCCUUCAGUAUUCAGGUGACGGAAAACAAAUACUGUGUGGUCUUGGCGACAGCUCAGUGUUAUUGUACAAGACCUCCCUGGCUGGCAACCCAACUGUCUACACAGGGCAUGACAAGCCAGUGAUCAGCGUGAGCUGGAGCCUCAACAGACAGUUGUGGUUGAGUGCGUCAGAAGACCAGUCUCUGCGAAUCUGGACCCAUGGCAGCCCGAAGCCAGCAAUUACCAUGGUCGACAGUAUGUUCUCCAAAGCCAUUAGAGGUGCUCAGUUUUAUUACCUUGACAAAUUUCUGCUUCUGGCAUCUGGACACUCCCUAUACUUGUACCUGUACAAUGUGGACACCACGCGAGACAACAUAAAAAGUUAUCAGCAACGAAGUGUCCUCAAAUUGGCAAGAAGCUUUACGACAACAGAUACAGACAUCACCACCUUGUCUGCAAUCAACGAUUUCUUCUCCUACAUUGUUCUGGUGUGUGGUUCGGAUCGAUCCCUUCAAGUUUUUGACAUGAACAAAGGUAUAGUCGCCUCAACGCUCCCGGAUGCCCACAGCAGACCCGUCCACUGCAUUACACAGAACAAGGGCUCCAUGUUCAGUACACAGGCGGCAGAUUCAUACAACCUCUUCCUCACCAGUGCAGUCACCGAUGGUGUGAAGAUGUGGGACCUACGAACAAUGAGGUGUGUACGGCGUUAUGAGAACCAUGUAAAUCGCUGCCAUCCGUGCUCUUCAGCCAUAUCACCGUGUGGCCGGCUCAUUGCCUCAGGUUCUGAGGAUAACUGUGCAUACAUUUAUGACAUACGCAGCAGCAGCUACCUCCACAGACUUCAAAAACACUCUGACACAGUGCUUAGUGUGGCUUUCAAUCCUGCCACACCUGAGCUGCUAACUGGGACCCUGGAUGGGAAGCUGAGGCUGUUUCAGUCAAGCAGUGGGGCCCUUCUGUGUCAUGACACCAGCGCCGCUGUGCACAGUGUCCCCAACAUGACUGUGUAAUUACAGCGGGCUGCUGCAAGGACCAUGCAGGUUUUAUUAAGGCAGAUCCACCCCCCUGGCUAAGACUUUAACCACAUAGUGGGGUUGCUUUCAGUUAUUGGUUCACUAAGGAUCAAAAAUAGAAGUUUGAAGAGUAUGUGUUUUUUCUUGUUGUAUGUGUCUGUUGUGUUGUGUAAAUUAACUAGUUAAUUUCGGCAUAUCUUUGUAAAACAUCCAGCAUGUACAUCAUUUGAUCUCUUUUGGCCGGGAUUUGAAAGGGAUAUCAGUGGUGUCUUUCAUUAUAUUCAUUUAACGAUAUUAUUGCCGUGAGAUGAUGAUGAUGAUGAUGAUGAUGGAGAUAUGUUCUCAAUUACAGAUAAUUACAGCUAACUUUGCCAAAAAAAAUGGAAUCAGUAUUCCCAUCUGUUUGUCCAUAUUCUGGAUGGUGAAGCGUCAGAUUUUCUUUCUUCAGUAUGUGGAACAGAUGUAGACCUUCAUCAUAUGGCUGGGACGACAGGUCAGCACACAGAGCUAUGACAUCAACUGGGUGCAACCCAUUUGGCUGCCAGACACACAGAUGCAACUACUGUUCAUACUGACACACCCGCCCGCAUUGUUUAGGUUGUACAUAUACUCUUCACGCCCACAGUCGCAACAAAAUGUUUCACUACGACUGACACCAACUAUGCAGCUGUAAUAGAACAGAAUAAAAAGGAAGGACUCUGACACUGUGAAAUGUACAAUUACAAGGGCAACAUUGGUAAUAUAUAAAGUAACUUUGUAUAUUGUAUUUACGUUCUUGUCAUUUUGGAAACAUGUCAAGUUUGUCAUUCAAAACCAUUGUUUUAUGUUUCUAUUCAUGAUCUCCAUAUGAUUUAUUCUUGUUGUUGCCAGUUACGCUACUUUGUAUCGUAGCAUGUGUAAUACUAUUAUUACUUCUCUAACAUUCUGCAAACUUGGUGGUCAGCGAACAAACAAUGAAAAAUGGUCCCUGAUAUGAGGGGGAACCUAAACUCCAACUUUGAGUUGCUAGUUUUAGUUUCAAAACAAUAAUUUUCCUCACAAUGUCUUCUUCAAUAGUUUCUAUACUGUUUUGUAUUAUUGUUGUGUUAUACCUGUGCACUGCCUGGUCAAAACAUGCUUGUUUAGAACAGGCCCAAUGCUAUGCCCGUGAUGACACAAAUUUUGCACCCAACGCUGCACUUCCUUCGGUCCUGAGCCGUACACCUGCCACGCCUCAGUAGCAUGAAAAAGCAGAGCCAAUAUUCUGGUUCAUGAGGAAAAGACUUUCAAGGUAGACAACAUAGGCCUGGGACCCCAGAUGGAAAGGGUUCUAAACAGCUAUAGUGUUUUUUAGAAUGAAGCAUGUAGGAACAUUAUUGCAUUGUGACUAUUUUAACCCGUCGCUCCCAAAAAUACCUUCUAUAAUGUGUUAUUGCUCAUUAAACUAGCCAUGCCAUGUUGUUCUCAUUGAUCUAUUAGUUCGGUAAACAUUUUCAAAAUGUGUUGAUGGUUUCAAUCACUAGCUUUAAGUGUUCUUUAGCACAGCAAGUUGGCUUAAUGUUCAUUUGUAAAUGAUGGUCCCAAUUAGAGAAAAAAAAGGUUUCAUGAACGUUAGAGAGUAGAAAUGAUUUGGCUCAGCUUAAAAUGUCUUAUUAGGCUCUGGGUUGUAGCUUAUAUCCAGUCUCCUGUCUCUUCUGGUUGCCAAAAAAAACUUGUGGGAUUGGUGCACGUUUUUUUUACAAACAAAAAAUAGCACCUGCUUUUUCCCCGAUACGCUGCCAUUAUUGCAUUUCUAACCCACAGCUGUCUCAAAUGAGGCUAAUGGAAAACUUUACAUAAAUGCAAUGGAAUGAAAUUUUAAGCUCAUUCAUACCACGUCCGUGGCGGAAAGAUAUUGUAGUUGACGCAUUAUCUGACGCUGAUGUUCAUGAUAGAAAGAAAAAUCCACUAAUAGGCUGCCUUUCCUUCCUCAGACACAGCAAGAUUUGACCGCUUUUUUGUCCCCUGUCCAAUAUUCCGUGUUUGAUUGACUCUGUCCUUUUGGACGGUGUGCUUUGACUAAUACCGAGGCAAACUGUCUGUGCACAUCUACUUUCAGCCAGAACAGAUAAAACAUACACCUAUGAAGUUGCAGAAUAUGAUAUGAUGAGGAUUUCAUACAUACAUACAUUAUGCUUGUAUGUAGGAAGGCAUAAAAAUAUAGGUAUGCAUUGGCAUAGUUGAGUAUGGCCUGUCAUGAUGAGCUUUAGUGUUCCUGCAAGCAGAACAGUCUGCUGGAACAAAACAUAUUAAAUUGUCUUUGGAGUAAAUUUAUGUAGCCACAUUCCUCCUCUAUGUGUGUGUGUGUGUGUGUAAGCACGUCUUCUUGUCUGUGUGAGGUUGUCUUUUGGAGGCCCUCCCUGCACAUAUCACCAGUGAAGAAUUAUGUAUGUAUGCUUGGAAAUAAAGAGAAUUCAAGGAUAGACACACCCACACAUCAUAACGCAAGCUGAUCCAAAUUUUGAUAUUUUUUAAAUAUUUUGACCCAGAGAACUAAGUCUACGGCCAACUUUUCAGAGUACAAGGACUUUGUGUGUCAGCACUGAAAAAAUCAGAGUGUCACAGUGUUCUUCAUUUCGCAUCUUUGCAUCAAAUACAGCUGGAAAAAUGUCUGUAGGGGUCUGAAAGCUGGGCCUGAAUCUGAAUCUGAAUGCUUUACUUUAACUCUCUAAAUAAUGAAAACAAAGAUAUACAUCAUGAAGCACAAGUUUUUUAACGAUCCCGAAAGACCUCUCAGGAUCUCUGCUCCUUUGUUUUCAUGAACCCAGAGCAAGUGGGGAGCUGAAUAUUUGUGCACAUGUCAAGAACUGCUGUUAUAUAGCUUUGAGCCUUGGUACAGCACCAGUCAAAAGUUUGGACACACAUUCUCAAUCAAUCAUUUUUUUAAAGUUGACAUUAGAGUGAUAAUGUUUGACAUGACGACGUUUGUUUUGUUGCUGACCGGUAUGACAAAACAAUUAUUUAGCUUAAAGUCAUCUUUCACACACAUUACCAAUUCGG